UGUGUGGCAUUCAAAAAUCGAAGCAUCGGAGAAUGGGAGUGAAGAAUCUGUGGGAUGUAUUGGAACAAUGCAAGAAAACAUUGCCUCUUCAUCAUCUCCACAACAAAAGGGUAUGCAUAGAUCUGUCUUGUUGGAUAGUUCAGCUUCAAAAUGUUAACAAAUCUCACUGCCCCAUCAAUAACAAGCUUUAUCUCGCCUCUCUCUUUCACCGCCUCAGGGCUCUCAUUGCCUUGAAUUGCUCUCUCAUUUUUGUUACUGAUGGGUCAAUUCCUGCCAUCAAAUUAUGUACUUACAGGCGGCGCUUAAACUUACGACCUGAGGCUCAAGAUGGGGCAAAUUCACAUUCACAAAACUUGUCUUCGCUUAAAAGGAAUAUGGGAUCUGAAUUCUCUUGUAUGAUCAAAGAAGCAAAACUCCUUGGAUUAGCACUUGGGAUUCCAUGUUUAGAUGGGAUCGAGGAAGCUGAAGCACAAUGCGCUUUACUAAACUUAGAAUCCUUAUGUGAUGGGUGUUUCUCUUCUGAUUCAGAUACCUUCCUUUUUGGUGCCAGGACAGUGUACAGAGACAUUUGCCUUGGCGAAGGAGGCCAUGUUGUUUGUUAUGAAAUGGAUGAUAUAGAGCGACAACUUGGAUUUGGGAGGAACUCCUUGAUUUCUUUGGCCCUUCUUCUUGGCAGUGAUUACACUCAGGGUGUCCGUGGUCUUGGUCUGGAGGCAGCAUGCCAGAUUGUUAAAUCAGUUGGGGACAAUGAUAUUCUUCGAAAAAUUGCAUCGGAAGGACUUUCUUUUACAAGGAAGAAAAAAAAUUCAAAGAAGCAAGGUCAGGUCAAGUGCAAUGACAAGGAAACUACAUUGUCUUGCAAAGUGAACAUGAAUGGAGGCAUUCAGAAUUCACAAACAGAUGAUCAGUAUUUGCGAGUGGUGGAAGCAUAUAUGAGCCCCAAGUGCCAUUCAGCUGACUCUGAUGUAGUCCAUAGAGCUCUUGUACAGCGUCCAUUCCAGCAUGAGCAACUGCAGAUGCUCUGUUCUCGAUUCUUUGAGUGGCCUCCUGAAAAAACAGAUGAAUACAUCCUUCCUAAGAUUGCUGAAAGAGAUUUACGACGAUUUGCUUAUUUGCGGUCUACUUCGUCUCAGUUAGAUGUUAACAUUCCAAUGAAGGAGGUGCCAGUUAAGUGUCCUAUAUCGGCAAUUAUCAAGCGCCGAAAAGUUCAUGGAAGAGAAUGUUUUGAGGUGCUGUGGGAAGAACUUUAUGGAAUUAAAAGCUCUGUAGUGCCCUCAGAUCUUGUAGAGAGUGCUUGUCCUGAAAAGAUCAAAGAGUUUGAUGAUAAGAGAGCACUAGAGAAGAAAAAUCAACGUAAAUCAAGACCGAAGAAAUCGGGAAAACAAUGUUCUCUGACCGAAAUAGAUCAGAAACUGCAACAUCUGUUGCUUGACAUCGAGUUAGGGAGUGAGUCGAGCCCCAUGGCUUCAAGAGAAGUUAUAUCAGAUCAAAUGCCGACAGCAACCGAGGUUAAUUUCAUGAACCGAGAUCCCCCAAUCAUUUUGGAUUCCUAUUGCAGAGCUACAAUGUUAUGCCAGGAAACCGACAUUACUGCUCCAAAACAUGAAGUUAUUGAUCUUUUGAGCCCUUCCCCGCAAGUGCAGUCCCGGGUUGUUUCUAGAUGCACUCAAAUGAAUGAUCAACACAUUACUAUAAUCGAUUUGAGUGAAUCGGAAACUGAGAGAUCACCUGAACAUGUAAGGAAAGCAAGAGAGCUUAGACUGUUUCUUGCCAGCAUUCGAGAUGACUUCAAUUGAAUGGAUUGCAGCCAUGAUAGAUAUGUAGAUUAUCAGUCAACUAUUAUGCAUGUUUUAUCUUUGUGACAUGUCCAAGUAUGUUUUUCUUUCUAUUAAUUUGUGACUUAUUUAUUUAUGUGUAUCCUUUUUUGUCAUUUAUGAAUGAUUCAAUCAUCCAAAUGCCGAUAAAA
Messenger RNA from Gossypium raimondii (Peruvian cotton), 1966 nucleotides. RefSeq names its product single-strand DNA endonuclease 1. Lineage: Eukaryota; Viridiplantae; Streptophyta; Magnoliopsida; Malvales; Malvaceae. The record is from RefSeq and is a predicted model, not a curated record. Bases 33 to 1796 code for a protein of 587 amino acids. Gene Ontology annotation, molecular function: DNA binding; 5'-flap endonuclease activity. The transcript is spliced from 12 exons.